Messenger RNA from Staurois parvus, 317 nucleotides. The record is from the annotation of a GenBank genome assembly. NCBI's taxonomy places the organism in Eukaryota, Metazoa, Chordata, Amphibia, Anura, Ranidae.
CACCGAUCAACAGAAAGAGCCGAAGAUGUUGGCUCAGUCAUGUGAUCAGCUGUGUCCAAUCACAGCUGCUCACAUGGGACAUGUACACUGAUCAUCAGGGCACUGAUGAUCAGUGUGCCCUGAUGAUUUGUGUAGCCACAGCAGUGCCACCUGUCAGUGUCCAUCGGUGCCAGCUGUCAGUGCUCAUCCAUGCCACCUGCCAGUGCCCAUCAGUGCCACAUCAAUGCUACAUUUCAGUGCCUACCAGUGCACAUCAAUGCCACAUAUCAGUGCCCAUCUGAGCUGCCUUUCAGUGUCACCCAUCAGUGCGAGUCAGU